AGAGCCGCCAGCAAGCCAACAAGCACGAAAGUGGAGGGAGCGCAGCAAGAAAUGAGAGCGUAAGUCUGUCCGCAGUUUGCGCUGUGCACAAGAAAGAGACGACGACAUCACCACUGUUGAUAUCGUAUCAGGACAAACCAUCGCAUCAUCCUUGUCUUACCGUAGAGCGAGCGACAGCAGCAGAUAGAAGAAGGAGUAGCUACUAGCUAGCUGGUUAGCUACUAGUAUUGUUUGAAGUGAUGGUGUUCUUAUUUUGUAGUCGACCAAGUGUCUUGGCGCCUUGGUCUGAUUCUGAUUGUGAUUCGGCUUCUAGUAGUGCUAGUGCUAGUCCUGCUGCUACUCUAUACUGUGCAGGGAUAUUCUCGCCGUCGCAGUCACCUCCAUUACUACAAACAAACAGAAAGGAUCCUUUGAUGAUAGUACAAGAAGAGGAGGAGAAGAAGGAGGGACAUCAAGAUCAAGAUCAAGAACAGUCAAGCGUGGAAGAGACCGUGGAAGACGAAGAAGAAGGCUGGGAGUCCACUACACCAGUGCCGGUGGUAACCAAGAGAACUCAUCCGAAGACUCUAGCCAUUGUGCCAGACACUCCCACUACGGCAAAUACCACCAUGAUGUCGAUAGACUCUCAAGUGUACGACGAUGACAUCACGGCCGUGGCAGACAAUCGUGGAGGAACAGUCCAAUCGGUGGGUGCUUCUAGUAUGGACUUGGUCAGUGCCAACAGUUGGUUGUCCCACAAUCACUAUAUAGAAGAUGAUCCGUUUCUGGAAGAGUCAGAUGAAUCCAGUGCAGGAAAUUGGGAGCCUAUUCUAGACCCUGAUCUUGAAGAUGAAGAAGAGCAAGAAAAUCAGACCAUCACACUCUUUCCAACAGCACCUCAAUCACAAGAAAUACAAGAUUAUGAUGUAGAGGUUGAAAUUGACUUGGAAUCUGCCAUUUUGCCUCUGCUCCAAGAAAAAUCAACCAUGCCUUAUCAAAACAGGCAGGCAAGGUCAGCAGCAGCAGCUGUGACUGCUACUUCUUCUUCAACAGACAAGUCCAAACAAGACACUGGGAAAAACAGGUUCACCAAAAUUCUUGUCAUCAAUGUGAUUGUCACCAUUCUCAUGGCCACGGGAAUCUUGGAUGUGGACGAUCUUCUUUCCAGACCCAUUUUCAGUUUCACACACUACCAAAACAACUACAACCCAGAUCAACCGCACCUUGCCAGCUUUUUGUUUCUACAAAGAGACACGGGCAAUUCAUCCACAAUACCAACAAGACAGCAAAGAACACUGCGAAGGAAUACUCGACGAACGGUCAAGUCUCACGAGACGACCGUCACUACACAAAAACGAGAGUAUCAAAACAGUACCUUUGCCAAGCACACUCCUUGGUUGGAAGAUUUGAAUGACGAAGAGCCCCAGUUUCAAGGACUGUUGCGCACCGAUAGCAUCUUUUUCAAAAUCAGUACCAACACCCACAACAAGAAGAAGACGACCACGCCACAGUUGGAGGACGACACGAAUUGGACGCAACGGCUACAGACGCUGCGAGGACAUGCCGCUGUCCAACAAGAACAACGGCCGCCGGUUGUGGUGUUGCUAUGGAGAGUUCUAUCGGAACAGUACAAGAAGCUGGAUAUCAAGGUGCGAGGACACUCGCAAUUGGCUCAGUUCAAGCAACAGCAGCGUCAGUUGCAAGUGGCAAGAACCCUGCUGGUGUCGUAAAACGCAAGAGGCGAUCGAUUCCUCGAGCGGUUCAUGAUGAUUGAUUCGACUGCAGCUCGCGAGACAACCCUUGUCGUGCGAGCUGGCGUGCCUUGCAAGCGACCGAAGAACGACCACACACGACGAUGCCCACACCCCAAAAAAUAUUGGACUGGCUCUUAUUUUUGAUUCCAUCCAAUGAGGCAUCCGUUGCUCUUUCUGGUCGCGGCACUGGUAAUGACACGGUGGAAUACAGUUAGGUAGUGUUCAUGGUAAUGUAUAAUAACAGUGUAGACUUUUUGCUCGACUCGU
Molecule: messenger RNA, 2000 nt
Organism: Seminavis robusta
Lineage: Eukaryota; Bacillariophyta; Bacillariophyceae; Naviculales; Naviculaceae
Source: the annotation of a GenBank genome assembly